AUCACGCGAUCACCCGGUUCAAGCCGAAGAUGGCGUGAAACAAGAAUGUGUAGGCCCGGCGAAACGAAUUUGUGGAUCAUGUCAUAUUCGGCUUGCAGCAGGUAGGGCCUAGGGAGAGGUCCCGAAAUCAAAUCGGUAAGAUUCUGGACUAGUCUACUCAAGGCUGCUGAAAGAAUUUGAGGAAUAAUUACUACCUGAGUUAUCUAACAUCCAGUCCUCAUUGCCAUGGAAACGGUCACCUACACCGGUGAUGAUGAUGACACCAUCAUCGUUGUGGAGGAGCAGAAGGAAGGCGACCAUCUCGCGGAGGUUCAGAGAGAAGCCAGAAAGAGAGCAGACUCCAUCUUAGGAAAGUUGACGAGUUCGAUGACGUAUAAGCUAGCUGAUAGACCUCCCUGGUAUUCAACAAUAGUCCUCGCGUUCCAACAUUUUCUAACAAUGUUCGGUGGAUGCCUUGCCAUACCCUUUGUGUUGGGACCAGCUCUAUGCAUCGAGGGGAAAGUUAUUCUCCUCUCCAAACUCCUCGCCACUAUCUGCUUUCUAUCUGGAAUCCAGACAUUCAUCAUGACGACCUUUGGUGUACGACUUCCCAUUGUCCAGGGACCCUCGUUUGCUUUUGUUGUUCCGUUAAUCUCUAUGAUGAAUGUGCGAGAGGCCUGUCCAGCUGGAGGCGAUAACUCAACGAAUGUUGAGGAUAAUGCAGAGUUUUAUAGUCGCAUGCAAGAGACUCAAGGGGCCCUUAUAGUGUCUUCUUUUUUCGAGAUUGUUCUUGGUUUUACUGGAAUCAUCAGUAUCCUGAUGAAAUACAUCGGGCCUCUAACCAUAGCACCAACGGUUACUCUAAUAGGUCUGUCCCUCACACCCGUUGCAACAGAGAAGUGCAGUGUCCACUGGGGAAUUGCAACGUUCACGAUGGCGUUAAUCAUUCUCUGCUCUCAAUACAUUGACCGUCUCAAGGUUCCCUGUCUAGGGUUCAGCAAAAGCAAUGGAUGCCAUGUCUUUAGAUACCCCCUAUUCCGCCUUUUCCCGAUCUUCAUCGCCGCAGUCCUUUCGUGGCUACUCUGUUUUAUCCUGACUAUCACUGAUGUGUUCCCAAAUGAUCCUAGCUCACCUAACUACAGGGUUCGUACCGAUGCAAACAGUGAAGGCGUGGCUAAUACACCUUGGUUCUAUUUCCCUUACCCAGGACAAUGGGGAGCGCCCUCUUUUUCUGCAGGAGGUGUGUUUGGGAUGAGCGCCGCCGUUCUUGCCUCCAUCGUUGAGUCCAUUGGGGACUACUACGCAUGUGCCAAACUAUCCGGAGCACCUAAUCCACCCGAUCACGCCUUGAAUAGAGGGAUCGGCAUAGAGGGCAUUGGCGGUUUCCUCGCAGGGCUUUGGGGCGCAUGCGUCAGCGCCACAUCGUACUCGACCAACAUAGGGAUGAUCGGAUUGACAAAAGUGAGCAGUCUCUUGGUAAUUCAAGUGAUGUCCACUUUUCUUGUAAUGAUGGGAAUACUUCUCAAGUUUGGUGCUGUAUUUGCGACUAUUCCCGAACCAAUCAUCGGUGGCAUCAUCGCUGUAUCUGUAGGGAUGGUGACGUCAGUCGGUAUCUCGAAUCUUCAGUAUGUGGACAUCAACUCUCCAAGAAAUCUGUUCAUUGUUGGCUUUUCUCUGCUGCUUGGAACAAGCCUUCCAGAUUACAUGUCGAAAAAUCCGCAUGCUAUCCAGACAGGAUCAGCGACGGUUGAUCAAAUUUUUGCAGUCCUUCUUGGUACUAGCAUGUUCAUUGGUGGAUUAACAGGCUUCAUCCUCGACAACACAAUACCAGGUACACCUGCUGAACGCGGUAUAGGAAAGAUGCUAAGCAUGUACAGCUCUUCCAAAAACGACGACGACAACGAUGACGCAAUCGGAGACGAUAACGAGCUCAAGACCGAAGUCUCUCGCCUCGUCAAUCAAUGUUAUGAAUUACCCUACGGAAUGUCUUACAUCAGAACCUGGGCGUGGACAUCGAGGCUUCCAUUUUGUCCGACAUUUUCUGGUCUUGACUGCAACUGUAAACCCAAGGAUCAACUCUGGAGGCGGAAACCAAGGGAAACCGACGGAACCGACACCAAAGAGAAAUAAGAACACACGACAGAUAUGUGCGAAGAUAUUCCGUCGUCUUUCUGUCGUGCGCGUUUGCAUACGCGGCGUCAUUCCGAUUGCAUUAUCACCUGCGCUAAUUGAGUCUGUAAAUGAGAGGUGUGUAUCCUCUCUAAUUCACUUAAGUAUUCCCUCAAUGGUCAUUUUGCAUUCCCUUGUUGUACGGGGUCACUUUCUCAAGGCGCGUCAAGUACUGACGCAGUCCUAUACGUCAGGCAACUGAAGCCUCAUGUGUAGAUUAUAGGUUCCCAUAAAUAAAACUAACAUUUGAUUGAAGUGGUUGUAAUGGUGAAGGACGUAACAAUAAUAUUGGGGCAAGAAGGCCUUGACAUGAGAUGAUAUACAACGUGAAACAAGCAAAAAUAGCAAAAAUAGCAAAUACAGCAAACAAAUUAAUUUGUUACAAAAUAAAUGACACGAUAGUCACUUUAAAAUAUCGAGGUCAUGGAACGAGGUCACUCGAGCGAGGCAGUAGACAUGCAAAAUCAUGAGACAGUAAUGUAUACAAUAAUAUAUAGGCCGUCGUAGCCCAGACACAAUCCAGUUUCCAACAUGCAUUCAAACCCAUGCACGUCUAUGGCGCGCCAUUUGACCAAUAAUUCAGAUAAACACUGUUUAUCGCCGAAAAACAGUGUUUAUCGAGCGAUAAACAGUGUUUAUCUGAAUUAUUGGUCAAACGACGCGACGAUAAACUCUGUUUAUCGAUAAACAUUGUUUAUCGAAAAGCAGAUUUAUUUGUAUUUCGUCGGGAGUGGGCGCUUUUCCAAGUUGCACUCAAAGAGAUUCGAUCACACGUAGUAUGUCCUCCGGAAGAGGACUAGAGGGGCAGCUUAAUUGUUAGCUUUGACAUUCUAUAGCUUUGCAUGGGAUGCAUUAUUAUUUGAACGAUUUUGGACGGCCAAUGUUUAUGAGCAAGGCCUUACAAAAGACGCCAAUUGCUGUUUGUUGAUUCGUUAUCAACAAAAUGUUUUACAAUACUAAUAACGAUAAUUAUAAUGAUAAUAUCUGAUGAACAACAAUAAUAAUGGUACAAAGUAAUAGUAGUAAUAACAACAAUAAUGUUAUGUUAAAAAGUACUCGUAAAACUCAGUAAAUACCUGUGCUUUCCAUAGGAUGUUGAUAAUUGAAUGAAUCAUAUGAAUUUCAUUUAAAAAUAUUCACAUUUCUAAAUUUAUUAAAGAGAAACAGCCCAUUCUUGGGUUAAUUUUCUCAUUCGAUGUAAUAUAAUGUUAUGUUGCAUUUAUAAAGAUCAUUAUAUAAAUAAAUAUGUCGAUAAAUGAGUUCAUAAAUGUUGA
Strongylocentrotus purpuratus (purple sea urchin) is the source of this 3422-nucleotide messenger RNA. RefSeq names its product solute carrier family 23 member 1. Lineage: Eukaryota; Metazoa; Echinodermata; Echinoidea; Camarodonta; Strongylocentrotidae. Gene Ontology annotation, biological process: transmembrane transport. The record is from RefSeq and is a predicted model, not a curated record. Gene Ontology annotation, molecular function: transmembrane transporter activity. Bases 226 to 2109 code for a protein of 627 amino acids. Gene Ontology annotation, cellular component: membrane. The transcript is spliced from 13 exons.